AUGGUGCUCAGUUACGGCGUUUACACCGGCCGUCCGGCCCUGUGCUCUGGUAUUAGGCGAAUGAGAUCACAGGCUUCUUUGGAAGCCUCGCUGAUCAUCAGAACUGGCACAGCACUGCAGGGAAUCUCAUGGAUGGCCGGCCAGAUCGGCUUGAAGAAUGGCAUCCACUUCUACAAGGACACCGACACUCCGGGCCGGUGCUUCCAGAAGCAGACCAUUGAUCACCUUCAGAUGGAGUUCCAAUGCUGUGGUAAUAACGACUACAAGGAUUGGUUUGAGAUGCAGUGGAUCAGCAACCGUUACCUGGAUUUCAGCUCAAAGGAAGUUAAGGACCGCAUUAAGAGCAAUGUGGAUGGCCGUUACUUGGUUGAUGGUGUGCCCUUUAGUUGCUGUAACCCUAGUUCUCCCAGACCCUGUAUCCAGUACAAAAUCACCAACAACACCGCCCACUACAACUACGACCACCAGACCGAAGAACUCAACAUCUUCAUUCGUGGUUGCAGAGAAGCCCUGGUCAACUAUUACAUGGGGCUGAUGAACACCAUUGGAGCUGUAGUUCUGUCUGUCUUCCUGCUUCAGAGCUCAGUGUUGGCCAGUGUGCGCCUCCUUCAGACGUCUAUGGAGGCUCUCGCUGGACAAGAGAAUGUGGAGAUUGAAACCGAGGGCUACUUGCUUGAGAAGGGAGUGAAGGAGACCUUCAUGGAGUAUGUGGAUCCUGUGCUUAAUCUCCUAUUGCUGAAUCGGGUAACACCUCCUGAAGCCAAAUCGGAAGCAGGGGCCACUGGAACAGCCACCACCACCAGCUAA
Messenger RNA from Carassius carassius (crucian carp), 807 nucleotides. Its product is annotated as RDS/peripherin-like protein xRDS35. Bases 1 to 807 code for a protein of 268 amino acids. The transcript has 5 exons. Gene Ontology annotation, cellular component: membrane. The record is from RefSeq and is a predicted model, not a curated record. Gene Ontology annotation, biological process: visual perception. NCBI's taxonomy places the organism in Eukaryota, Metazoa, Chordata, Actinopteri, Cypriniformes, Cyprinidae.